Messenger RNA from Dentiscutata erythropus, 615 nucleotides. NCBI's taxonomy places the organism in Eukaryota, Fungi, Glomeromycota, Glomeromycetes, Diversisporales, Gigasporaceae. The record is from the annotation of a GenBank genome assembly.
AUGUCCUAUCAAGCUUUAAAUUCCACAGGUGGACAAGAUUUAGAAAGCAACGUUGCUCGGCAUGAUGGUAAUUCUGAAAAUGAAAGAUAUCCUUUUGGAAUACCGAUAACUUUAUGUAGGAAUGUCGCAAUUCAAAUGGGCUUACUGUUCGUUCUCACAUAUAAGUCGAAUGACUAUUAUCAGCCACCUUGGUACUGGAUGUUAAUAUACGCGUUAUUCAAUUCUUACACUAUAGGAAGUAUAGUAUGCCUUCUAGAUAUAACUUGCAUAGUAGAUCUUUUGAUUAUACUAUUCAUUGUUUCCCUUUCAUUGAUCUGUUUUACACUUCAAACUACAUAUCAAUUUAAGUCGAAAGAACCAUUAUUUCUUGCUUGCAUCACAAUAAUUGUUACAUCUUUGAUUCUUCAUCCUUUGAUAUUUUCGAUUAUUGACGCAGUUCCAGCUGUCUCAAUUGCUCUGCUAUUAUCGUUGUUUUUUAUAUUUGACACGUGGUAUAUGAUGGAUAAUAUGAAUAAGGAUGAAUUUAAGGGUGCGGGUAUGCAAAUAAUAUUAGAUUUACUGGUACCAUUCAAGUGUAUACAUCAUAUGAGUGAGCUUUCAGCUGAAUAUUGGUGA